AUGGAUAUGGAUAAUUACAACUCGCAAUGGGUAUCCUUCCAUAUCCGAGACCAUCUUGGCGAAGGCAAGAUAUUAGUGCAAAACACCAUCAUCGAAGGGGGUGGCGAGUUCUACAACGUGAAUGACCGCCGCCAAUCCCUCACCGAAGAAGAUGUCGACGAGCUCGUGAUCCCCCCGCUUGGUGUUGGCGAGAUAAGUGCACACGGCCGCCGUGGCAGUGAGGGUCGCCUUGAUCUUUUUCAUGGCGAAUCCAAGAUCUGCGAGCUCCAUUGGGAGAAUCGUGGAGGAGAAUUUACCAACUUGGUCGAGGUGCUGGAUAGCGACGACAAGUAUAAGAUCGUGCAUGGAGGCUGGAAUCCUGAUAAAGGCCCUUUGGGACAUGUUUUCGUUGAUAUUGAGAAGAGAAAUUUAUAG
This is a messenger RNA of Penicillium taxi, 414 nucleotides long. RefSeq names its product aegerolysin family protein. Bases 1 to 414 code for a protein of 137 amino acids. The record is from RefSeq and is a predicted model, not a curated record. Gene Ontology annotation, biological process: symbiont-mediated hemolysis of host erythrocyte. Lineage: Eukaryota; Fungi; Ascomycota; Eurotiomycetes; Eurotiales; Aspergillaceae. The transcript is spliced from 2 exons.